GGAGGCGUGUCGGGCGGGGGCGGGGCGGCUGCGGACCUGGAGGAGGAAGAGGGGCAGGUGCAGGUGCAGCGGGAGCCGCGGAGCCGGCGGGAGGGCCGGAGCCUGCCCGGGUCCCGCUGCGACCCUCUCCCAGCCCGAGGUGGGGGUCGAUUGACCGGUUCCAGGCCCCCUUCGGGCGGAGGCGCAGGACAGCCCCAGGGUGGACCAUGGCGGUGAGAUUCCAGGUGGCCGACAUGGAGGAGCUGACCAUCUGGGAACAGCACACGGCCACCCUCUGCAAGGACCCCCGCCGGGGCUUUGGCAUCGCCAUCUCUGGAGGCCGAGACCGGCCCAGUGGGUCAGUGGUCGUGUCCGAUGUCGUGCCCGGAGGGCCGGCCGAAGGCAGGCUUCAGACCGGGGACCACAUCGUCAUGGUGAACGGGGUGUCCAUGGAGAAUGUCACCUCCACCUUUGCCAUCCAGAUCCUCAAGACCUGCACCAAGCUGGCCAACAUUACCGUGAAGCGGCCCCGGAAGGUCCAGCUGCCCUCCACCAAGGCGGGCCCCUCUGGCCGGGGCCACCAGGACUCGGAUGAGGACGGCCCUGCGCGGCUGGACGAGGCUGACCACGGCCGGGGCUACGAGGGCGGCUCGUCCAGCGGCUCCGGCCGCUCCUGGGGCAGUUCGGCGUGAAGCUGGGUAGUCAGAUAUUCAUCAAGCACAUCACAGACUCGGGCCUGGCCGCCCGGAACUGCGGGCUGCGGGAGGGAGACCUCGUCCUGCAGAUCAACGGCGUGUCCAGCGAGAACCUGUCGCUGAGUGACACGCGGCGGCUGAUCGAGGAGUCGGACGGGCAGCUGACCCUGCUGGUGCUGAGAGACCGCGGGCAGUUCCUGGUGAACAUCCCGCCCGCCGUCAGCGACAGCGACAGCUCCGUCCUGGAGGGCCCGGCGGACGGGCAUGGCAUCCAGGAGGGGGACCAGAUCCUGCAGGCCAACGAGCUGCCGUUCAGGGACCUGACCCGAGAGGAGGCCGUGCGGUUCCUGCAGGCACUGCCCGUGGGCGAGGAGGUGGAGCUGGUGAUGCAGCACAAGCAGGCCCUCUUCCAGAAGAUGGUGCAGUCACGCGUGGGCGACUCCUUCUACAUCCGCACGCACUUCGAGCUGGAGCCCAGUCCGCCCUCGGGCCUGGGCUUCACCCGCGGGGACGUCUUCCACGUGGUGGACACGCUGUACCCGGGCCCCGGGCCGAGCCACGCGCGGGGCGGACACUGGCUGGUGGCACGCAUGGGCCGGGACCUCCGCGAGCAGGAGCGGGGCAUCAUCCCCAACCAGAGCAGGGCGGAGCAGCUGGCCAGCCUGGAGGCGGCGCCGAGCUUCAAGCGGCCGGUGGUGGUCCUGGGCCCCGUGGCUGACAUCGCCAUGCAGAAACUAACUGCCGAGAUGCCCGACCAGUUCGAGAUCGCAGAGAGCAUGGUGCGGGUGGACAGCCCGUCCAAGAUCGUCAAGCUGGACACCGUGAGACUGAUUGCGGAGAAGGACAAGCACGCGCUGCUGGACGUGACGCCCUCGGCCGUGGAGCGACUCAACUACGUGCAGUACUACCCCAUCGUGGUCUUCUGCGCCCCCGAGAGCCGGCCGGCCCUGAAGGCGCUGCGCCAGUGGCUGGCCCCCGGCACGAGCGAGGCCUGGUACCAGGAGCUCAAGGACGCCAUCCGGGAGCAGCAGGCGCGGCCCAUCUGGACGGCGGCCGACCAGCUGGACAGCACCUCCGAGGACAACCUGGACCUGCCCCACCGCGGCCUGGCCGACAGCUCCGCCGACCUCAGCUGCGACAGUCGGGUCAACAGCGACUAUGAGACGGACGGCGAGGGCGGCGUCUACACGGACGGUGAGGGCUACACGGACGGCGAGGGCGGGCCCUACACCGACGUGGACGAGGGGCCCCCAACACCAGCCUUGGCCCGGUCCUCGGAGCCUGUGCACGACGACCAGCCCCAGAGCCCCAGGGAACGGGAGAGGAUCUCGCCCCACCACGAAGCCCAGGGAGAUGACCACCACCCCCAGGGCCAAUGGCGACAGGACAGCAUGCGGACCUAUAAACGGGAAGCUCUGAGGAAAAAGUUUACGCGGGCCCGGGACAUGGAAUCCUCCGAUGAAGAAGGCUACGACUGGGGCCCGGCCACCGACCUGUGA
This is a messenger RNA of Tupaia belangeri chinensis (Chinese tree shrew), 2173 nucleotides long. It is a transcript of the gene TJP3, whose product is annotated as tight junction protein 3. Lineage: Eukaryota; Metazoa; Chordata; Mammalia; Scandentia; Tupaiidae. Gene Ontology annotation, molecular function: cell adhesion molecule binding. Gene Ontology annotation, cellular component: bicellular tight junction; plasma membrane. Gene Ontology annotation, biological process: positive regulation of blood-brain barrier permeability; cell-cell junction organization; establishment of endothelial intestinal barrier. The record is from RefSeq and is a predicted model, not a curated record.